This is a messenger RNA of Rosa rugosa (rugosa rose), 775 nucleotides long. RefSeq names its product endoplasmic reticulum oxidoreductin-1-like. Gene Ontology annotation, biological process: protein folding in endoplasmic reticulum. Gene Ontology annotation, molecular function: thiol oxidase activity; protein-disulfide reductase activity; FAD binding. Lineage: Eukaryota; Viridiplantae; Streptophyta; Magnoliopsida; Rosales; Rosaceae. The transcript is spliced from 6 exons. The record is from RefSeq and is a predicted model, not a curated record. The coding region runs from base 9 to 512 and encodes 167 amino acids. Gene Ontology annotation, cellular component: endoplasmic reticulum; endoplasmic reticulum membrane.
AUGAUACCAUGCUCCAUGUUCUCUGCUUGGAACUUGACCAUGUUCAUCACAUGGAACUGAUGCAUGAUCGCGUUUUAAAAUAUCCAGAUCGUGUUCAGAAUUUGUACUUCGCAUUCCUCUUUGUUCUCCGGGCAGUGACAAGAGCUGCAGAUUACUUAGAGCAGGCUGAGUAUGAUACAGGUAAUCAUGAGGAAGACCUUAGAACAGAGUCUUUGAUGAGGCAGCUACUUUACAAUCCUCAACUCCAAGCUACAUGUCCCCUACCGUUUGAUGAAGCAAAGCUCUGGAACAGUCAGAGCGGACCACAAUUGAAGCAAAAAAUUCAAAAGAAAUUCAGAAACAUCAGUGCAUUAAUGGAUUGUGUGGGAUGUGAGAAAUGUCGGCUCUGGGGAAAGCUUCAAGUUCUUGGUCUUGGUACUGCAUUGAAGAUCCUCUUUUCUGUGGAUGGUAAAAAUCAUCAAGAUCAACUUGUAUGUCCAGAACUACAGGGAAAAGGAGAAGUUGGAGCAUAGGCUCUAAAAUGCACAGUUGGAAAAGGAGGAUAAGAGGCAGAGCUUUCAGCAACAUUUUUUGGGGAUUGCAGAUAGAAAACGGACACAUAUCUUGAGGAAGAUGGAGGAAGAUCCCUGCAAAGCUUUUCUUGAAGUAGAGGAAGAAAAGUACCUUGUAUUAUCUUAUAAACUCUUGUAUAAAAGCUUCAUUGCUUUUGUAACAUUCAUGAGAAAAAUCCAAAUGUAACAUUCCCUUUUCAAUAUGUUGAAUUCCUUUUUGUACA